UAAAUAAUAUAUUGAGCAACCAAUGAUAUUCACCCGGACAGAUCCUGGGUAUUCGGACCCGAUCGGAAAGAGUACAAACGUUAACGCCGUUAUGUCUCUUUUCCCCUUUCCUUUAUUUUUCCGAAAAGGAAAAGUGAAAAAAGCAAUUUUCGCGAACACAAUCAAAGACCAGAUUACAGAUUAGAUCUGGCUUUCUUUACCUCUCUUUUUUUCACACACUAACACACACUCUUUUUUCUAUCAUUCUCACCACUAUUUGAAUAUCACUCAACGCUUCUAGAUCUAUCUCUUUCUCUCCGCUUCUCAUUGUUUUUUUAACACUCCUGGAAAUGUAGUUGUUGUUUGCUUCAGAUAGGUGAAGAAGAAUUGUGAGGCAUACUGGGUUGAAAGUAUAAGGGGUUGAAUAUUUAUACCUCGAGAAAACAAAGGGAGAUAUCACUACUUGGUGCUUCACACUUGAACGCAUCAAUGGGGUCUGAGCAGACUCGUUUUCUGCAGCCUCAGCAACCACCAGCACCUCGGCGCAAGAGAUGGUCAGGAUGUUGGGGUGGAUUAUCGUGUUUGAGGAAACAGAAAGGUGGAAAGCGUAUUGUACCUGCAUCUCGCAUGCCUGAGGCCAAUGCUUUUACAAAUCAGGCAACUGGACAACAGGCUGGCGGGUUGCCUAAUCAGACUACUGGAUUGACUUUAUCUCUUUUAGCCCCACCAUCUUCACCUGCAUCCUUCUCGAAUUCGGCACUUCCAUCGACAGCUCAGUCACCAAGCUGUUACUCGACUGCCAAUUCACCUGGAGGUCCUUCAUCUAAUAUGUAUGUCACGGGUCCAUAUGCCCAUGAGACGCAGCUGGUAUCUCCUCCUGUUUUCUCGACUUUCACGACAGAGCCCUCUACAGCUCCUUUUACUCCACCACCGGAACUGGCACAUUUAACUACUCCCUCUUCUCCGGACGUACCUUAUGCCCAUUUCCUUUCAUCCACCAUCAAUCUCAAAAGCACUGAUAAGAACAAUUAUAUGGCUGGCAAUGAUCUUCAAGCAACAUAUUCUCUCUAUCCAGGAAGCCCGGCAAGUGCUCUCAGAUCACCUGUUUCAAGAAUGUCUAGUGACAACUUAUCAUCAUCUUUUACUGAACGGGAGAUUCCCCCUCAAUGGGAUCCUUCCAUGUCUUCCCAAGAAACUAAGCUCACAAAUUCUGAUUCAGCCAGGUUACUUGGGCUUCAACCAGCAGGUGCCUCCAAGUCGCGUCAAGAUUCUAAUUUCUUCUGCCCGGAGACAUUUGCUCAGUUUUACUUGGAUCAGUCUUCAUUUUCCCAUGCUGGUGGUAGGCUCAGUAUUUCCAAAGAAUCUGAUGCCUACUCAAAUGGUGGAAAUGGGUAUCAGAAUAGGCAGAACAAAACGUGCAAAGCAGAUGCUGAGGAAAUAGAAGCUUACAGAGCAUCCUUUGGUUUCAGUGCAGAUGAAAUCAUCACUACAACUCAGUAUGUGGAGAUUUCUGAUGUAUUAGAGGACUCCUUCAGUAUGACGCCUUUUACCUCCAAUAAACCUGUUGAAGAGGAACAUUAUUUAACUCCACCAGCAGUAGAUGGAGCAAAAAUGGAGAAAACACAAGAAGAGUUUUCAAAACCACAAUAUGAUAAAGUACGACCGAAUCAUGCUGAAGGGACACUCACUGGAGUGCCAGUUUUAUGCGACAGUCUUAAAGAUCAAGUACCACGUCAGCAACUUGGAGAUGUUUCUGGACGAAGUAUUCCCAGUAACCACAUUCUAAGUGAUGAUGACUGCGUAUUCUCCAAGUCGGGAUCUACAAGAAAUGGUAGAAAAUAUAAUUUUGGCUUGUCAAAUUCUGAUGCAGAAAUCGAGUAUAGGAGAGGGCGAAGCUUGAGGGAAGCACGAAGCCUGAGAUAAAACAAGGUUACUCAUCAUGGCAUGAAUAUUUAUCAGAUCAUAGUCUCUUGUAUGUAUUAAUUCUCGUUUACUUCUGUUGGGAGUUAUCUUCACAAAGGAACUAGCCUUUGAUCCGACUCUCGUUUUGCCUUUCUUUUGGUGUGUCUGUCGUAUAAUAUACUCUCUCAAGAAUUCUGCUGGUGGCUUUUGGAGUCUGUAUGGUAUAUAUUGGUUCAUACGGGUGCAAAGAAUAGAUUAUGUGCACUUCUAAGAAAUGCCUCAAUCGAAGUUCUGUUUCAUUUAUGCUA
Messenger RNA from Olea europaea var. sylvestris, 2189 nucleotides. RefSeq lists its product as uncharacterized. The transcript has 4 exons. Lineage: Eukaryota; Viridiplantae; Streptophyta; Magnoliopsida; Lamiales; Oleaceae. The record is from RefSeq and is a predicted model, not a curated record. Bases 469 to 1902 code for a protein of 477 amino acids.